AGGAUGUACUUUGAGAACAAGACAAAGUUGAUAUUUGGGCCGGUGGAUGAAGAACCAGAGUUGUUCAUUAGCAAGCUCCAAGCCAUUUCAAACCUCACGAUUGGGUGUUUCGAGUCCAAUGCCUUCAGUGAGGAUGAUGGCCCUCCUGAAUGGCGUCUUUCUGACUUAUUCAAUGCCAAUAAGUUGCCUAAGAGUAAGUCUAAAGCACCUGGGAAAGUGACCCAUUCAAAGAAUAAGAAGAAAAAGAGUGAAAUCAUUAAGCAGAAUGAAUUCAGGUAUGGCAUCGAUGUUGAAGAGGAAAACAAUGACCUCUACUCAGACAUGUACCUCGAACCAGAAGAAGACUUCAACCUUUUGGAUGAUAAGAUUACUAUGGAAGAGAAAGAAAAAUUCUACUUUGGCUCUAAGGCCAAAGCCAAGUUCUGGGAGCUAUACAAAAGCGGCAGGGUGUUUAAGGAUAAUAUGGGCAGUGAUGUCCAAGACCCCAGAUUCGCCUAUUUGAAAGACUGUUAUACUAACGGUAUGCUGCCAAAGGUGGGACUUGCGAUUCGAGGAGAGAAGACAACCCAUCUUUCUUUUGCUAAUCAAAGCUUAUUGCAGAAGAAUACAAAAGCAGUUUGAGAAUCGUUAAAAAGGUACCCUUUGGAGAUUCAUGCAUUGGACUUCACUGGAAAUGGGAUUAAAGGCAAGGAAUGAAGCAUGAUUUGAGAAUCAAUUGACUCUCAUCUCACAACCCUUCUACAUCUCAAUUUUUCGAAUAACAAGAUUGGAGCUGAAGGAGCUGAAGCCUUAUGUGAGAAAAUGAGGAAUAUGAAGAAUCUUGAAUCUCUCAAUCUCAAAGGUAAUUUAUUAGGCGAUGAUAUUUGAGGAGAAGUUAUGAAGGCCAUAAAUGGCCUACUCAAUGUAAAAUCUCUCAGUUUUGCUGAUAAUGCCCUUGGGAACAAAAUUACUGAGUCAGAAUUCAUUGAGCAACUUUGAUUAUUUCUAAAAACAACCAAUACUCUCACUUCUCUUGAUUUAAGCUGGAAUAAUUUCAGAGGUGCUGGAGCAAAUACACUUUUGGAAUCGUUUAAGGAGAACUACUCCUUAAAAAUUUUGAAUCUCUCGUACAACCUCUUCGGAGUAGCGGGAGGAGAUAGUGCUCCAUCAAUAGUAAAGUUUGUAGAAGUAAUACAAGAGAAUCACGUUCUUGAAGAGGUAGAUCUCUCGAACAACUUGCUAGACUCAAAUGCAGCCUUCUAUCUCUCGCAAGGACUCAAGACUAAUACUACAUUAAAGUCUUUUCAGAUAAGUGGCAAUCCACUAGGCAGUACUGGAGUAAAGUAUCUAUUCCAAUCUCUCAAUGAGAAUAAGGAAGGAAAGAUAAAGAACCUUGAACUGAAAAACACUGAUACUAUUAUUCAGGAUAAACGAACAGUAUUUGACCCAACAAAUUUUGAAAAAGACUACCGGCUUGACUUGAGCCAGAUCAAAGAUAGAGCAAUUUUAUACCAUUUAUUGGACAUUGAUGAAAAAAUGAUGUCAAACUCUUCAGAAGAGGUACCAAGACAACAAGGUGAAUGAUUCCAACAUGCUAGACUUGGAAGUUCAUCGUGGACUCCGCCUAAGGAAAAAGAUAAUGAUGGUAAAUGGAAUCUCGGAGAGGACCCAAAGGAUAUACUAACGUUUAAAUUUACUCUCAAUCCCUCUCAAAAGACUAAUGAAGAGAGUGAGGAAGCUCCUGGAGGUACCUCAGUUGAUCCUGCUAGUCUUCAGAAACCUUUAAUUCCAGAUGAAGUUUUGGAAAAAUAACAUUGAUUUCAUCAUGAGGCUAAAAGAAGAAGAUAAUACUUCAUGAACAAAAGAAUUAAUUGAUACAAUAAGUCAAGAAUACACCCUGACUUAUCUCCAAGCUAGGGAGUUCAUGAACUGUUUAGAUGAUGAUUAUAAGAUCUAUGCUUGUUCUGUCCUCUAUAACAGGAUCAUAAAUCGCCAUUUCAAGCAAGAUAUCUUACAAUGACUUCAGAAUAACGAUACCAAAAUCUCAGUCAUGAGACAUCUUGGGCAAGCGUUUAAUUUCAGAUACUACAAUCCUACAGGACAUUAUAAGCUAAAACUCAGCAAUAGAGCUGAAAGAGAGGUCGCCUUGACUCUGCUAAUGCUGAAUAAAUAAGUACUCUCAACUAGUCAACCAGGGUAUUAUUUCUGAUAAGUCAAAAAUGGGAAAUAAGUCCUGUUUUAGAAACGAGAAACUAAUCUACAAUAACUCUUCUACCUUUGAAGGCAUUAUUAGCACUGGAGACGCAGACUCCAGUGCUGGAGAUAGCACCAAGAAAGGUCUCCCAUUUAUUUAUAGCGAAGACUUCGUCCUCCCUAAAUAUGGGACACUUGAAUGCGACUUUAUCUACCUUGUGAAUCCUCCUCUCAAGGAAGAAGAGACAUCUGAAGAGAAGCAGGACUUGAUUAAAAACCUAUUACUCGGAAUUGAAGGAGAAACAGAGAAGCAGAUAGCUGCUUUUGUUGCCUUUUCCGAGUACCUAGUCCUCUCCUCAGAACAGCUCUGCAGCUUCAUUGACCUGAUAGAUGACCCAAAAUGGAAAGCUGAAUGCUAUAUAGCAGGUAUUGGAAGAAUCUACGAUACUAGAGAAUAUGAUUUUAUUAAAUAAGAAGUGGAAGUACCCCGAGACCAGUAAGGAUAUCUACAACAGGUUUGGUAUUCUCAACCUGUUUAACCCCUUCAAAUGAACUGGUAGUUACAGACUUGAUCUCGAAAUUUACGAAGAGAAAAUAGUAUGAAAUAUUUUGUUAGAGAUGGCCAAAGCAGAAGGGUUCCAGUAUAUGACAAAUGUCUCCCUGGAUGGAACCCCUUAUGAAGAAAUCGACAAGAAAUUUGUGGAUAACCUCCCUAAGACUGGUAUCUUUGAAGGAUCAUACGUUGCUCCUGACGACGCAGCAGAUAUUGAAUUCAGGGAGAAAAUAGGAAGAAAGUAUCUAGGAUGGAGUCCUGAAGAUGUAUAAAAUUCAAUUUAGA
Molecule: messenger RNA, 3010 nt
Organism: Moneuplotes crassus
Lineage: Eukaryota; Ciliophora; Spirotrichea; Euplotida; Euplotidae
Source: the annotation of a GenBank genome assembly